Doryrhamphus excisus (bluestripe pipefish) is the source of this 3910-nucleotide messenger RNA. It is a transcript of the gene tmlhe, whose product is annotated as trimethyllysine hydroxylase, epsilon. Gene Ontology annotation, cellular component: mitochondrion. The record is from RefSeq and is a predicted model, not a curated record. Gene Ontology annotation, biological process: carnitine biosynthetic process. NCBI's taxonomy places the organism in Eukaryota, Metazoa, Chordata, Actinopteri, Syngnathiformes, Syngnathidae. Gene Ontology annotation, molecular function: iron ion binding; trimethyllysine dioxygenase activity.
AAACACAAUAACAACCGUAUUGGUGAAUGGGUAGUAAGAUUUCGUGGAAUCAUGAAUGCAGCACGCCGCAGCGAUCCUUGCAGGGAGGGCUGCGCUAUCUAGGAAGCGCUGGAGGUGAUAUCACUUAAACAACUGGCAAAGUUACUUCAAAUUGAGGAACUGAACUAAUACAGUAAAAUGGACACGAACAGUCUAAUAGACACAUUUGAACUAUACACACACACUUGUAAGAUCUUAGAGACCGGUAUAAGAUCAAAGAUGACCAUAUCAAAUCAUGUAAGCGAAGCGUAAUAACCACUUAAUUUAAAAUGAUCACAAUUUCUAUUAUAUAGCACCUGUCAACCAAUUUGCAAGUCUUUUUGAUUGCCUGCCUGCCAACUGUAUGUACUGCUACAAGCGAUACAGCGGCAUCUUGUGGUUGGGUAAAAGCACUAACUAAUAAUGUCGUUUUAUAUAUUACUUUUACGGGAAUUACGGGAAAAUAAUUCGAUAUUGUCACUAGUUUAUACGUUAUGUGCUCUUACAUUGACACGGGAUGAGCAAAGUGGUAUGUAAAAGUGAAAAAUAAUGACAGACACAGAGUAAGUAAGUUUAGCUUGAAACAGCGAAUAUGUUACAUUGCGUCAAUAGUGCAACUACGCAUGUGCAGCACAGGGUUGGGCGAUACUGCCGACUUUACCAUCGAUCCGACGACAACAUUAGGACAGUGAUACCACCAAACUGGACAUUAGAGUAUUGCAAAUGCCGAUAUCGACACUGAUAUUGAUGUUUAAAAAAAUGAACCUUUUCCCAAUGAUUGAAUGCAAAACCCGCUGCUGGUUCUGAAUGUAAUGUAAUGUAAUUUUUUCCGCCAAAGCCAUCAACAACGCAGCAAUAUGAAAAUCAGAAAAACCGUCCCCCUUGCGUCAGUAUCGAUUCAAUACGGCUACUACCCUUGGUAUCCACACUACCGAUAUUUGGAUCGAUCCGCAAGCCUCUGGUGCACAGUCCACUAACAAGGAGAUGAGGCGAAGGCGAGGAAACGCGAUAGAAUAUUAAAUCAUAGAGGGUGUAUUUAAUGGUGUUUGAUCAUCGGUUUCAGGCCCUUCUCUACACGAAGAAGGACAUUUUAUAGCUCAAUACAACCCGGUUUUAAUAAAAGCUAGGAGGAAACUGAAAGUGGUCGGUGGUCACUGCCGCGGCCGUAAAGUUUUCUAACUUCCGGUCUUUGGACACUUGCGAUGAUCAGUACGCUUAGCAAAAGUGUCCGAUGUGUUGUCAAACACACUUGGCGGACCCAAUGGACUCACAUGACGCAGGUCCGGUGCUUCGCUAGCACCCCGGCAGCUCUACACUUACUCGAAAACUGUCUAGAACUCCACUACGGAGACAAACGACUGCGCUUGGACUACGUGUGGCUGCGGGAUCACUGCCGCUCUUCCUCUUCAUACAACUUCCAAACCAACCAAAGGAAGUUGGACACCGGAAGUAUUGACCUCAACAUUCGUCCCGAGCACACGGGAGUAGAAGAUGGUCAGCUCAUUCUCACUUGGCCUGGAGGUCACAUAUCCAAAUACAGCCUUAGCUGGCUAGCUGAAAACUGCUAUGAAGCUACGAAGCAGCGCCCCGUACAGCCACGUAUCCUGUGGAACGCUGACGGCUAUAAGAACGCGCACGUGCCCGCCUCCCCAUGGGAUCCUUUUAUGAGAAGUGACGAUGAAGUGAAGACGUUUUUGCAGAACUAUCUUCUCUAUGGGAUUGCUUUUGUGAAAGAUGUCCCUGUUACCGUUGAAGCCACAAAGGCCAUUUGUGAGAGGGUCAGUCUUAUCAGGGAGACGACAUACGGGGGAAUGUGGUGCUUCACUUCAGAUUUUUCCAGAGGAGACACCGCCUACAGCCAGCUGGCCCUGGACCGCCACACUGACACGUCUUAUUUCCAGGAACCAUGUGGAAUUCAAGUGUUUCACUGCCUGAAGCACGAGGGCACGGGUGGCAAGACGCUCCUCGUGGACGGAUUCCAUGCAGCAGAACAAGUUCGCAAGCAGUCGCCGGAACAUUUUGAGCUGCUUUCCAGCGUUCCCAUCAGACAUGAAUACGUGGAAAACACCGCCAGCCACCGAAACCACAUGGUAGCCAUCAACCCCGUCCUUAACGUCUAUCCCUGGAACAAGGAACUCUACCUGAUACGGUACAACAACUACGACCGUUCGGUGAUCAACACCAUCCCUCAUGAUGCUGUUCGCCGCUGGUAUGUGGCUCAUCGAGAGCUGACCACAGAGCUGAGGCGACCAGAAAAUGAGCUGUGGGUGAAACUGACCCCGGGAAAAGUGAUUUUCAUCGACAACUGGCGGGUCAUGCACGGGAGGGAAGCGUUCACCGGCGUCAGGCAGCUCUGUGGAUGCUAUCUGACCACAGACGACGUUCUCAGCAGAGCACGUGGUUUGGGGCUGCAGGUCUAACCCUAGAUGAGGACGGCCCCUCAACUCUAUGACUUUGGUAGGCCACAUGCUAAUAACAUGCAAGUCCAAUGCGCUCACGAAUCUAUAAAUCAAUGCUGGCUAUAAAUCUACAUAUAUCCAUAUAUAUCAACAGCAGUUAAUAAUCCAACUAAAAGGCGUCCCCAAUUCCCCGGUUUGAUUUCAUUACAGUUUUUCAAAAAUAUCCAAAUGCUCUUUCAAAGAAUAUGCAUAUAUAAUCACCUUUUACAUAAACCGAGCAUUGUCGAUAUGAAAUAAAAUAGAAAUAUGAAUUUCUAUUUAUAUCACUGAUAUCACUGAAUUUUGUGGUUUCACUAAAUCACAGUUCUUCAAAUAAUACGGUAAUGAAUAAAUCAUCAUCAUGAAUCAUGAUGUGGUUGAACGCAGACUAUUAGUCGUGAAAAUGCACAUUUAAUCCAAUUGUAUGUAUAUUUGUAUGUCUAAUGAAGCCUUUUCAAGCCUAAAAAAUGAAAUUGCACUGAAAGAUGUUUCGUACACUGGCCACUAGGUGUCAGUAAUGUUCCAUUGAUGAGACAAUAGCCACUGUAGGAAGUAAACUAACAUGUACAUCUAUAUUAUGUCUUAUUUCCUUUUAGGUCUACUGCUAUAUUGGCUAAUACGAGUGUAAUAGUGACUAUAGGGUGCUAUUUCACAUCCAGAGGGCUCAAAUAAUGUUAAAACGUUUUCUAUGCUCCAAUUAUGACAAUAUAAGUAAGGAAUCCUACUUUGCAGAAGCAAUUAACGCAAUAAACAAAGAAUGAUUGUAUUGUGUGAAUUCCUUGUGGUAUUUUUCUGCCCCCUCCUGGCACGAUACUUCACGUGAUCUGAUCGGAUGACCUUGAUCAUGCGUUCCCCUUGCUACAGCACACCAGGUACUACACCUGUACAACCUUUUACCAUACAGCCUCUCUGACGAUGAUGGCGUGUAUCACUUGUUACUUUUCCAAUGAGCUGUCGGGAGAUGAGCGGCGCUCCUAAUUCAGUUCAGGCAGCCAACUCGGGAGACGAGGGCGUAAGUGACAUGUAGAGUGAAUGCAAAAGACGCUGUCAUGUUUCCCUUUUUGAGGCGCUACUGUGACUCCCAUCAUCGUCACCAUGGAAACAGCCGAGGAUACUGAAGUUGUCCUGGUAACUGGAUGAAUGAGAGCAUUCAGACUGGAUGUACGGGUGGUGCGAGGUGACCGGUUGGAUCAAUACGCUCCUGUGGUGACGCCGGUGUUCAAAGAAAGCGGAAUUAUAGGCAGCGUCUACUGAGAAUGACUAGAAAUGUAAAUAUUAACAUCAAGGCCAACUGAAUGGGGACUAUGUUUUACCAGAACGUAUCAGUUGCCUCAGCAUCUAACGUCUUGAUGCAUGACACAUUCUGGGCUUUGUGCCAGAAGGAGGUGAAGAUGGAAUCAGUUUUUGCAUGGUCGCUCAAGCACUAACAAGAAAGGCUGAACAAAGGAUGGAUC